AUGGAUCUCAGAAUACCAUCCCAGGUCAUGGACAUAAGUCUUGCCGCAGGUAAACACCAACCGGUUUCAGCCAACUGUAUCCGAUGUAUCUGUGAAGCCGAAUCGGGUUGUAAACCGCCCUAUCCGUCGUGCCAUGAGGAGUACACCUAUCUUCCAUGUGGCCCACUCGGCAUCUCUUAUGUACAAUGGGAAGAGGCUCUGGAGCUGAACAAAACCAUUGGCAAAUCUUUCGAGGAAUGUGCCUCAAAAAGGAAAUGCAGCGAGAGGAUCCUCCAUGCGUAUAUGGCCAAGCACAAGCCAAAGAAGAUACGAUACUCCGAUAGCAAAGGGCUCUGCGAGUACUACUCUAAGGUCCACAAAGGUGGCCCUGAGGGACCCCACUUGGCUCCUACCAAAGCCUUUUGGGAUACGGUGGCGUCGUGUUUGGACAGGCUUGAACUGGACCAUGCUGAACUUUGA
Messenger RNA from Lytechinus pictus (painted urchin), 459 nucleotides. Its product is annotated as lysozyme-like. The transcript has 3 exons. The coding region runs from base 1 to 459 and encodes 152 amino acids. The record is from RefSeq and is a predicted model, not a curated record. NCBI's taxonomy places the organism in Eukaryota, Metazoa, Echinodermata, Echinoidea, Temnopleuroida, Toxopneustidae. Gene Ontology annotation, molecular function: lysozyme activity.